AUGGUGGUGGUACUGGAUGCUUUAGCAUCCUACCUCCAAGACAUGUUGUUGGAGAUGGCUAAAGAAGAGGUGCAUCUGCUCUUAUGUGUUCCCAAUGAGAUAAAAAAGAUGGGGAUGAAGCUUGGGGACCUUAAGAGGUUCCUCGCCGAUGCUGACAAGAGGAACAUCAGUGAUGAGAGUGUGAAAUCAUGGGCAAGAGAGCUUAGGAAUGCCAUGUAUGAUGCUACCAACAUCCUUGAUUUGUGCCAGCUCAAGGCACUAGAACGGGGUCGAAGCUCUGAUAUGGGCUGCUUCAAUCCCUUGCUCUUUUGUAUGAGGAAUCCUCUCCAUGCUCAUGACAUCGGAGGGAUUGGCAAAACCACCCUUGCCAAGAAGAUCUUUAAUCAUGACUUCAUCAAACAAGAGUUUCAAAAGAGAAUAUGGUUGAGUGUCAAUCAAGAAUUUAGCGAUGUUGAUCUAUUAGAGAGAGCUAUCAUCAAAACACAAGGAAACCAUCAAGCACCAAGAAACACAAAGGCCGUGACUAGAGCGAACCCUUAA
This is a messenger RNA of Miscanthus lutarioriparius, 540 nucleotides long. The record is from the annotation of a GenBank genome assembly. NCBI's taxonomy places the organism in Eukaryota, Viridiplantae, Streptophyta, Magnoliopsida, Poales, Poaceae.